Medicago truncatula (barrel medic) is the source of this 1532-nucleotide messenger RNA. Its product is annotated as mitochondrial phosphate carrier protein 3, mitochondrial. Gene Ontology annotation, molecular function: phosphate transmembrane transporter activity. Bases 176 to 1243 code for a protein of 355 amino acids. Gene Ontology annotation, cellular component: mitochondrial inner membrane. The record is from RefSeq and is a predicted model, not a curated record. The transcript has 6 exons. Lineage: Eukaryota; Viridiplantae; Streptophyta; Magnoliopsida; Fabales; Fabaceae. Gene Ontology annotation, biological process: mitochondrial phosphate ion transmembrane transport.
AAAUUGUUUCCAUAAAAAAGAUUAUAUUAUAUAAAGGAAACAAAGAAACCAAUUUGGUUCCAACUUAUUCCAAGGAAUUGGGAGAAAGAAUAAACAAAGUUCUAUUUCUUUGCUUUCUUCCAAACUAAUUCACUCUUUGCAUCUUCCCAUAUUUUUCUUUGCCAUUUAUUUCUCCAUGGAUCGUUCUCUCAUACCAAGCUUCCUCUACUCCACUACAUCGUCCACGCAUAAGAGGAUCACGGAAGAUGUUUCUAGUGUCUAUCAUGUGGCAGCGGAAUCUCCAAAGUUUAUGAUUCCUUCUCCCAAUGAAUCCGGGAGAAGGAAUAUAAAGUUGUUCUCUCGUGAUUACUAUCUAGCUUGCGCCGUUGGUGGAAGCAUAUGUUGCGGCUUCACUCAUAUGGCAGUUACACCUCUUGAUCUUGUCAAAUGUAACAUGCAGAUUGACCCUGCUAAGUACAAGAGCAUUUCCUCAGGAUUUGGAGUGAUGCUCAAGGAACAAGGAUUUAAAGGAUUUUUCAGAGGAUGGGCACCAACAUUUCUUGGUUACAGUGCACAAGGUGCUUUCAAAUAUGGGCUUUAUGAGUAUUUCAAGAAGUCCUAUUCAGAUGUUGUUGGUCCAGAAAAUGCUACAAAGUAUAAGACAUUAGUCUACCUUGCUGGAUCAGCUUCUGCUGAGGUUAUUGCUGAUGUUGCACUUUGUCCAUUUGAGGCAAUUAAGGUUAGAGUUCAAACUCAACCUGGUUUUGCUAGAGGUCUUUCUGAUGGAUUGCCCAAAUUGAUCAGAUCUGAAGGAGUCUCAGGAUUGUACAAGGGCGUUGUACCUCUUUGGGGAAGACAGGUUCCAUAUACAAUGAUGAAAUUUGCUUCGUAUGAAAACAUUGUUGAGAUGAUCUACAAACACGCCAUCCCCACACCAAAGGAUGAAUGCACAAAAACCCUACAACUUGGUGUGAGUGUUGUGGGUGGAUAUUUAGCUGGUAUAUUAUGCGCAGUUGUGUCUCAUCCUGCAGAUAAUCUCGUCUCUUUCCUUAACAGUUCCAAAGGAGCAACUGCUGCCGAUGCUGUGAAGAAGUUGGGAUUAUGGGGUAUGUGUACACGCGGUCUCCCUCUUCGUAUUCUUAUGGUUGGAACUCUAACUGGAGCUCAAUGGGGAAUUUAUGAUGCAUUCAAAGUUUCUGUGGGGCUGCCAACGACUGGUGGUGUUGCUCCUGCUCCUGCUCCUGCUCCAGCUUCUGCUUCUUAGCUUUGAAAAGAUGCGAAAUGUUCCAUGCAGAAGCAAGAUACAACACUUGAUAGUUUGCUUGAGAAACAAGGAAAAGAGAUCUUAAAUAAACAAAGGAUUACCAAAGCUAAUGGGAAUUUUGUAUUGAAUAAUUAGUUAGUGUAUUCUUUUAUAGUUAUUACUUUAGUUAGGAUUUGUAAUGUUUUGCAGAAUUUUUGUAUAUGAGUCUACUCCACAAUACUAAAAGUACUGUAAUAACUCAACUUACUGCAUCUAAUUUCACCAAAUCCUAAAUGAAUUAUUUGCGAAA